UAAUUGUGUGUUUAGUGGUGUGAAAUUAAGUGUAAAGAUGUGGAUUCCAUUGAAAACUCCUAAACUUGCAGUCGCUGUGUAUAAUUGGAAAGGAGAUGUGCGAUCAGGGUUACCAUUGGAGAUUGGUGAAACCGUUCAGAUCUUGGAGGAAAAUGGAGGUUGGUACAGAGGGUUCAGCUCGAAAAACAGAUCGGCGUGGGGUAUUUUUCCCGCAUCUGUGGUGACGAUACGACCAUGUACGAUCAAGGGGAGUGGCCUAUCGGCGAUUGCGGAAUUGAAAGACGACCCUCUGGUGCGGGAAAUAGCCUGCGUGCUGAGGGAAUGGGCACGGUUGUGGAAGAAGCUAUAUGUGGAGCGCGAAACCUACCGGUUCAGCGCAGUCGCAAAAGUAAUGCGCGAACUCCUGAGUGGUCGGCGCGCGCUGCUCACUGGAACACUGACGCAGGAUCAAACGAGGGCUUUACGUUUGAAGUUAGUCGCCAAACUCGAUUGGGGUAAUCGCAAAUUGGGUUUGGAGCUGGUGCCGCGUCGUGGCGCUGAAGCGGUGGACCCCGAGGAGUCCAGUCUUGUGGAACUGUACAUGGUUCACGUGGAAAGCGCUGAGAGGGCUGCAGCAUGGCGCGGCACGCUCCGUCGCGCGGGCGGCUCGGGCAGUAGUUUCAACUCGGGCACAUUAACAAACUCAACCAGCUCUACACCCACAGUACAGUCCCACUACCUCAUGUGCAGUAUGAGAGACUUCGGUCACACAGCCGGUGGUGACGAAGCGGAGCUGUUGCUAUGGUUACACGAUGCUAGACGAGCCCAGCCAUUGUCGGAGAGGUUCAGGGUGCGGAUAGCGAGGGACGGCUUCUCGAACUAUAUAGAUCGGCUGCACGCGAAUAGCACGCUGUUUGCGGAUCUAUCAGCAACAGAUCUCUCUCGCGAGCUAUGGCUGGUGGCCUGGGUGGUACGAGUGGGGAGAUGGUCUGGUGCCGGCAGUAUCGGUAGUGGGACUGGGGAGAGACGAGGCCCAGUAGCCAGAAGACCUUUGGGAGCUGGAGUAUUGCCACUGACUGAGUUCCUGAGACAAACCGAACAGCAUACUGCGGAAAAGGAGUAUACUUUUAAGGUUUACCAAUGUGAAGAGAAAGACUUUCACCAGCUUCAUGAUAUGUUAAUCAGGAAGCAAACAAAUAAGUGCAACAUUUUACCUGGACAACCUAAUUAUGGAAUCGUCGUCGCCCUCAGAUUACUCACAAACCAAGGCAGUAUAUCAGAAGCGGUGGCCUCCGGAGCCACUGUUACAGCGAAACGGGGAUUUCCCGAUGUCAUAAUGCCGGGAGAUGUUCGAAAUGAUCUCUAUCUAACAUUGGAGAGGGCAGAGUUCGAAAGGGGCGGGAAAAGUACGGCGAAAAACGUUCUCGCAACUGUCAGCGUGCAUGACAGUACGGGAUUGGUUAUAAGUGAUUGCGUUUGGGGCGCCAGUGGUAUAGGCUCCACCUCCUACGAAUCUCUAGUACUAUACCACAACAACAGCCCGGCGUGGGGCGAACAACUGCGUCUCACUGUGCCGCUAGAAACGUUCACACACGCACACGUACGCAUCGAGUUUCGGCAUUGUUCCACGCGAGACAAAAACGAAAGGAAACUAUACGGUUUCGCAUUCGCGAGACUAAUGGAAGCGAGCGGCGCUACGCUCAGAGAUGGAGCGCACGAGUUGUAUGUGUACAAGUGUGAUGAUCCUACCAAGUUAAUAUCAGCAAACUAUCUCUCCCUACCGUCGUGUGCGACCGACUCUGUGCGUGCGAACGCAACCAACGGGCUCGUCACGUCGUUCCCGCGGAGUACCAAAGAGAACUGCACUAUUAGUACCGUGUUGUGUUCUACUAAACUUACACAGAAUGAGGAUCUCCUAGCAUUGUUACAAUGGCGGGCUCACCCGGAAAAAGUGCAAGAAACAUUACUGAGAGUGUUGCGGUUGGGCGACGGUCUCAGCUGUGAGGAACUUAUCAAGUUUUUAAGAGAUGUGUUAGACGCACUGUUCGCUUUGUUUUCUACUGAAGAUGGCAAUAGUACGCCUCAUUCUGGAACCGUUUUUCUAGUCCUGGUGUCAAUAUGUAGUUUAUUAGAUGAAAGUCGAUUUCAACACUUUAGACCUGUAUUGGAUGUGUAUAUUGAAGAGCAUUUCUCAGCAGCUCUUGUUUACAAAGGCCUCCUCUCCUCCGUUCAACACUGCGCCGAAUGGGCGGCCGGCGCAGAGGGCCAAGAACCAAUACGCAAAUGCCUACGUUCUCUCGGGGCCGUGUUCCGAUUGGCUGUGCGCUCGCGCUGUUUGUUCGCGCGAGCCACUGGCGGACAGUAUGAGGAUAGCUUUAGACGGGAUGUUAGGGCAGCGUUACACGCGCUAAAAGCACUGGCUCAACACCCGCAUAGAGAGCACUUGGCGCCCGCGCAGGUUGCCCUAAUGACGUCAUGGGCGAGCGUCGCCAAGGAGGUAUCUUCAGCGCUAAGUCCCGUAGAAGCGGCUAGAAUUUCGGCGGCCAUGUUGGAUGCAUUCGCAGCGAACGUACCGGCGCCAUUGGCUAGAGCCAGGUUGGCUGCGGCACAGGAGAUAUUGAAAGGGCCGUUGGGACAAGAACCGGAAGCGAGAAAUAUAGUCCUAACAACCGCAUGUCACCACCUACGAGUGCACUUAGCACGACGCGACGAACUAUCCCAAUGUGCCGAUAUGUUAGGUGAACUUGUCACGUUACUAUGGAAGAAAGAAGACCCUGACAUUCCAUUGGAUGAUGAUGCACUGGAUCCAGAUGUAGAUGUGCUCUGCUUGAACACACUGGACGUACUCGUUGAAACUGUACUGCAUUUGAUUGGCGGAAAUUCGCCCGUACUUGGAUCUAUGGUAGCUGGUUUACUAGGAGUGAUGGAGUUACUAAAGCCAGCACAUUAUCAGAGAUUAUGGAGCCAUCUCGCCCCACACCCGCAUGAUAGGAAACCGCUAAAGGACUUCCUGAUGCGAGCGUUCCUUGUAUUCCGACAUUUGAUUGAACAAGACGUAUUCCCAUCGGAUUGGAUGGUCCUGCGUGUGCAGAGUUGCAAAGUUUUGUUAUCAGCGCUGCAAGAUUUAGCUAAACCUCUACUCGAAAGAUUCUUGGGAGAUGAACCACCGCAAUUUGAUUCACAAUUAUGGUCGGGCUACAUGGAGCUAGGUGUGGCCCUAGUGACAUCAAGCGCGCUACAAACGGAGCGGUGGACGGGCAAAGGGCCCGACAGGAGCGGCAUGCGAGCCGCCGCUGGCCUGCAGGUGUUGGCCGUGUGGAGUCGGCUGGGGGCAGCGCAACUCCAGCUAAUAGGGGCGGCGGUUGGAGCUCUCCUAGAGAUCACCCUAGUAGGGGAGCUCCGUAGAGCAGCUCUAGGCGCUCUAGUCGCUCUAAUGGCGGCGGAACGGGCUGCCACCGGCUCCGCGAGACGCACUGAAGCCGCGCUUGUUGAUAAACUGGACUCGCUAGUUGCGGAUAAUAAGGCUGAUGAUCACUAUCGACGUCUGUUUGAUACCGUUCUCAUGGAACGCGUAUCAACUGAGGGUUGGCGGGAAGCGGGCGCAGCCUUCGUAGGAUGUGUUACCCGUCUAUUAGAAAGACUACUCGACUAUCGUGCCGUUAUGCAGGGCGCUGAACAUCGACACAAACGUAUGGCGGCCACUGUCAACUUGUUGAACUUCUACAAAAACGAAAUUGAUCGCAAAGAGAUGUACCUCCGCUACGUGUACAAAUUGCAUGAUCUGCACAUCGCCUCCGAUAAUUUUGUAGAAGCUGGAUGUACUCUUUUGUUAUAUGCCGAAACAUUAAGCUGGGACAGCGAUCAAAUUGGUGUCGAUUCUGAACAUCCGGAAACUCCAGAAUGGAAGAGGAAGGAGGCGCUUUAUAAUCAAGUCCUGCAAUAUUUCGAUAGAGGAAAGUGUUGGGAAAAAGGUCUGCCUCUACUGCGUGAAUUAGCAACACUAUACGAAGUGAAGCUAUGCGACUACGCUCGUCUCGCGCAUUGCUUGCGAACGCACGCGACUUUCCUCGACUCUGUGUUGAAGGAAUUGAGGCCUGAGCCGGAGUAUUUCAGGGUCGGCUUCUAUGGGAAAGGGUGUCCGCUGUUUGUGAGAAACAAACAAUUCGUAUACCGCGGACACGAGUACGAACGCAUCGGUGCGUUCACUCAACGUUUACAAUCUGAAUACGUGUCAGCGCAUAUAUUGAUGAGAAACACGCCACCUGAUGAGUCGGUUAUAGCUGCUGAUGGACAGUACAUCCAAAUCUGCAAUGUGAAACCUGUAGCGAGACAGCAAUCGUGCCCUGCGCACGCGCCGGAACAAGUGAAGCGGUUCUAUGCGUUCAAUGACGUCGAUACGUUUUUGUGUGAUCGGCCAUUGCAUAAACCUCCAAUAGAUAAGGAUAAUGAGUUUAAGAGUUUGUGGAUUGAACGCACAACGUUGGUGACAGAGAACACGCUUCCUGGCAUAUUGCGAUGGUCUGAAGUGGUCACCAGAUCUGUUGAAGAAAUACCACCAGUGGAAUUCGCAUGCGAAACGAUGGAAUCAACGGAACGCGAACUGCGCAACCUCAUAUCUCAAUACACAGCCGAUCCGACACGAAACAUUAACCCCUUUUCCAUGCGACUCCAAGGCACGAUAGACGCGAAUGUGCAAGGGGGCUUCUCUAAAUACGAACAAGCUUUCCUCACUGCGGAGUUUGGUAGAAACGCUAGUGCUAGAGAAGUGGCUGCUGCGGCGAAGUUGAGGAGAUUGGUAGCAUCACAAUUGGCGGUGUUGGAAGCUGGGCUGGGGUUGCAUGGGAGAUUGGCCCCGGAGGAAGUGAAGCCGCUGCAUAGACGUUUAGUAGAACGAUUCACUCAACUCCGACAAAACCUGGGCCCCGGUCUAGCUCGAGCUCGUCGUCAACUCUCUGAAAGUAUUGUCAAUACUCCAUUGCCUCCAGUCCCUGCACUGGAUAAACGAUCUCACAGCAUACAACAAGGCGAUGGGUAUUACGAGGAUGGUCAUCUGUACAAUAAACCGAUCUAUUCACUCGAAGAUUCAAUAGAACAACAAGCCAGUAUUAUGUCGAGCAGUUUGCCGAUAAGCGACAAUCGAGAUUGUGAUGACAGCAUGUCUAUGGUGAAAUCUGCGCCGCCAUUACCGUCUAGACCGAAGUCUGGUGAUCCUAGGAGUCCUACACGACCUGAAAAAUAUCGCGAGAUGGAGGAAGAAGUAGAGACGCGCAGACACAGCCGCGCCUCUUGGAGUGAACACGAUGCGCCGCCAUUGCCGCCUAGAGUUUCUGGUGAAAAACGUAUAUGGGGCGAAGCACCCGCAGUGCCGCGUCGUGCGGGCCGCAGCGCUGACGAACGGGAUUCGGGAGUUAGCGUCGACGCGCAUGCGUAUACUAAUGCGGAUGACCAUCGGCAUAACGAUAUGGAUUUAGUCGAAUCCCUGCGAUACGAAGAGAUUAUAUCCAUGAUGUCGGAGCCAUUACGUGUAGACGAAGGUGAAACCCCUCCCCCCAUACCGCCGAAAGGACUCGGACACCUCAGCAGUUUUGAUUCGGGACACCAUGAGAACGGCGAGUCACAUUGUUAAGUAAAUAUACGUGAAAUCACUGUGAUAUAUCACAUGUGAUUUACGAUGUAACAGCUCUUUUUAAAAGGCCAAAAGUUAUAGGACUUUAGUUGAACAUAAAAUCGCCAGUGAAAAUCGUAGUGAUUUGUCACUAACAUAGUGUGGAAACU
Molecule: messenger RNA, 5754 nt
Organism: Colias croceus (clouded yellow)
Lineage: Eukaryota; Metazoa; Arthropoda; Insecta; Lepidoptera; Pieridae
Gene: spg
Product: dedicator of cytokinesis protein 3
Exons: 35
Coding region: 38-5605 (1855 amino acids)
Biological process (GO): small GTPase-mediated signal transduction
Cellular component (GO): cytoplasm; plasma membrane
Molecular function (GO): guanyl-nucleotide exchange factor activity; small GTPase binding
Source: RefSeq, a predicted model, not a curated record